This is a messenger RNA of Charadrius vociferus (killdeer), 3766 nucleotides long. It is a transcript of the gene KIF2A, whose product is annotated as kinesin heavy chain member 2A. The transcript has 19 exons. Bases 13 to 2052 code for a protein of 679 amino acids. The record is from RefSeq and is a predicted model, not a curated record. Gene Ontology annotation, biological process: microtubule-based movement. Gene Ontology annotation, molecular function: microtubule binding; ATP binding; microtubule motor activity. Lineage: Eukaryota; Metazoa; Chordata; Aves; Charadriiformes; Charadriidae.
AUUCACCAAGCUAUGGUAACAUCCCUGAAUGAAGAUAAUGAAAGUGUAACUGUUGAAUGGAUUGAAAAUGGGGAUACUAAAGGCAAAGAGAUUGACUUGGAGAGCAUAUUUUCACUUAACCCAGAUCUUGCACCUGAUGAAGAUAUCGAACCUAGUCCAGAGACACCACCACCACCGACUCCAUCAGCCAAAGUAAACAAAAUCGUGAAGAGUCGACGAACUGUGGUACCUAUUAAGAACGACACACCUGCCAGAGAUAACAGAGUGGUUGGUUCUGCACGCGCGCGACCUACUCAGCUUCCCGAGCAGUCUUCCUCCUCUCAGCAGAAUGGUAGUGUUUCAGAUAUAUCUCCAGUUCAAGCUGCAAAAAAGGAAUUUGGACCCCCUUCACGUAGAAAAUCUAACUGUGUAAAAGAGGUUGAAAAAUUGCAAGAGAAACGUGAAAAAAGAAGGUUACAGCAGCAGGAACUUAGAGAAAAAAGAGCUCAGGAUGUUGAUGCUACAAACCCAAAUUAUGAAAUUAUGUGUAUGAUAAGAGAUUUCAGGGGAAGUUUGGAUUAUAGACCACUGACAACUGCAGAUCCUAUCGAUGAGCACAGGAUAUGCGUUUGUGUACGAAAACGACCACUGAAUAAAAAAGAAACUUUAAUGAAAGACCUUGAUGUAAUAACAAUUCCUAGUAAAGACGUUGUGAUGGUACAUGAACCAAAACAAAAGGUGGAUUUAACAAGGUACCUAGAAAACCAAACUUUUCGUUUUGAUUAUGCCUUUGAUGACACGGCUCCUAAUGAAAUGGUUUACAGGUUUACAGCUCGACCAUUAGUGGAGACCAUAUUUGAAAGGGGAAUGGCUACUUGUUUUGCAUAUGGGCAAACAGGCAGUGGAAAAACCCAUACUAUGGGUGGUGAUUUUUCAGGAAAGAACCAAGAUUGUUCUAAAGGAAUAUAUGCACUUGCAGCUCGAGAUGUCUUUUUAAUGCUAAAGAAACCAAACUAUAAGAAGUUAGAACUUCAAGUAUAUGCAACAUUUUUUGAGAUCUACAGUGGUAAGGUUUUUGACUUGUUGAACAGGAAGACAAAACUAAGAGUGUUAGAAGAUGGUAAACAGCAAGUCCAGGUGGUGGGAUUACAGGAACGGGAAGUCAAAUGUGUUGAAGAUGUUCUUAAGCUUAUUGAAAUAGGCAACAGCUGCAGGACAUCUGGCCAGACAUCUGCAAAUGCACACUCAUCUCGAAGCCAUGCAGUGUUUCAGAUUAUUCUCAGAAGGAAAGGGAAAUUGCAUGGUAAAUUUUCUCUGAUUGAUUUGGCUGGCAAUGAAAGAGGAGCGGAUACUUCCAGUGCAGACAGGCAGACACGACUGGAAGGUGCGGAAAUUAACAAGAGCCUUUUAGCGCUCAAGGAGUGCAUUAGAGCCUUAGGCCGAAAUAAACCUCAUACACCAUUCAGAGCAAGUAAACUUACUCAGGUGCUAAGAGAUUCAUUCAUAGGAGAAAACUCCCGUACCUGUAUGAUCGCUACAAUUUCUCCAGGGAUGGCAUCAUGUGAAAACACUCUAAAUACAUUGAGAUAUGCAAAUAGGGUGAAGGAGCUGACGGUCGAUCCUAGUGCCGCAGGAGAUAACCGCCCCAUUAUACACCACGCUCCCAAUCAGAUCGACGACCUGGAGACACAGUGGGGUGUGGGGAGCUCUCCUCAGAGAGAUGAUCUCAAAUUGCUUUGUGAACAAAACGAAGAGGAAGUUUCUCCACAGUUGUUUACUUUCCAUGAAGCUGUGUCACAGAUGGUAGAAAUGGAAGAGCAAGUAGUAGAAGACCACAGGGCUGUCUUCCAGGAAUCUAUUAGAUGGCUGGAAGAUGAAAAAGCUCUUCUUGAGAUGACAGAAGAAGUAGACUAUGAUGUGGAUUCUUACGCUACCCAACUUGAAGCAAUUCUAGAGCAAAAAAUUGAUAUUCUGACCGAACUUAGAGAUAAAGUGAAAUCUUUCCGGGCAGCUCUACAAGAAGAGGAACAGGCCAGUAAACAGAUCAACCCGAAAAGACCACGUGCCCUUUGAAAUGGGCCUUUGCUGCUAAAGGAAUCCACGAACCUGUACUGCUGUAGCACACAUUUGUUACAAAACCCAGUGGCCGUAAGAACUCAACUACUUGAAAGUGUAAAAACGUUAGAAAUGUCUGUGGAAAUGUCCUCUUUCUUAUUCACCUGAAUGACAUUUUCAGUUUUGUGUGAAAUGCUCCUAUGAUGUCUACAAAAUGCUUCUAGACCAGACAGCACAACCAUGCAGGGUUCAGAUCUGUGAAGCACUUUGUUUAAAAUAUUUCAUUUAUUCGAAUUGUGAAUUUUAUGUUUGGAAAUAUUUGCCAUGUUUUUAAUAAUGAAGUAAAACUGUGGCCAUUAAGAAGUCACAGUAUUUCCUUUUGACUAUGUUCAGUUUUGUUACAAAGACCAGCUGUGCAGUUUUAAAUUGUGUUUGCGUGCAUGCACACCUCACUAGUGGUUGUACAUAACUUCUCUUCUACAGACAGCUGUGCUUACCUCUUCCCAUUCUGUGCCUUGAUGAAGGCUACUUAACCCUAAACAUCCUCUUUGUGAAGCACAGCUUUAAUAAACAACAUUCCUUAUUUGUCAAUAUAAAUUACUUUUAGCGUGUGUACAUUUUUAAUGUGUUUUGAGACUUUUAUUUUUUUUUGGUGGCUAGUUUUAUUUCACAGGAUGUGCCAUAUCAUUUGAAUAGGAACCGCAAGAGCUGUUAGAGCGGAUGAAGAGCUGGACAUUCCAUCCUCCUUGUAAAAAUCUGGAAUCUAGAUUUAUUUGAAUACCAUAAAGAGUGUUUAUAUAAAUCUAACAUUUUCUCUGUAAUUAAAAAAAAACCACAACAAAACAAACAAAAAACCCCCGACAAAACUAUAAAUUAGUUGAUGUAUAAUAAAGGGUAAUGUUUAAGUAAUGAGGAGAGUUGUAUCUUAGGAUAAUGCAGAUAUACAGUAUGUGGUAUGGUGUGAUAAUGCUGUCAGAGUAAAGGUACGAUCUCACCUCUGCCUAUGGAUAGGAAAACUGUCACAAAGUUCAGGGAUUGAGCUAAAUACAGACAUAUUUGCCUUUCACGUACUGUUAAAAUUUGGCUUUUGAUGCAUGACAAACUUACAUGUACAUUAACCGUAGUUUGCAGGUAGUUUGAGUAGCUCUGUUGCUUUAAAAAAAAAAGUAGCUAAUACCUAUUUUUCCCUUUGUACGGUGCCAGCAGCUGAAAAGUGGAGUGAAAUUGCAUUAUUUGGGGAUCUUGCACAAUACCUCUAUCCAGCACUAAUAGAAAGCCCUGAAUUCUCAUGGGGCCAUGUGUAUCAGCACUUUUUAGGUGGUGGCACUCAAGUUAUUUUUGCAAGUCAGUAUCCAAAAAAGAUUGACCUUUCAUGUAAGAACUUGUCAAAUGAAGAAUUGUAGACCUCUCUAGGAGUUCUCCCUGUUUCCAGGAGUUCAUAUCAGCAGCCUUUCCCUUGGAACUGUUUAAAAAUUACUUUUGUAAUACAAGCCUGUUUGUUUGUGCCAGGCCUGGAGAGAAAUAAAGGGAAGGCAAUGAAAAGAGAAAGAAAAUGAGCCAGGAAUUCUUGUAGUGUUUAAUGUUUGUAUCUCUCAUAGGAAGGUAGGCUAUGGGAAGCUCUUGUUGCAUCAUGGUUAAAAAUAAAAAAAAUCCUCCUGUGUGUAAACAUGAAAACUGAAACAACAAUGUAGAUUUUACAUAAUGUGUUUAAUAAAUUAAGCUAUUAAAUGAA